Drosophila eugracilis is the source of this 1115-nucleotide messenger RNA. RefSeq lists its product as uncharacterized. The coding region runs from base 348 to 998 and encodes 216 amino acids. The record is from RefSeq and is a predicted model, not a curated record. NCBI's taxonomy places the organism in Eukaryota, Metazoa, Arthropoda, Insecta, Diptera, Drosophilidae. The transcript has a single exon.
AUAAAUAUUUAAUAUACAAAAUAAUUAUUAUAGUUAAAAAUAUUUAUGGUUUUUUAAAGAUAAUCUUAAUGAUUAUAUAAACUAAUGCUUAAACACCAAACCCUCUCAACAAACUAAUCGAACCCAUCACUUUCAGGGCACAGAAUCCCCCCAAGUCACGACGACCCAGAAAGUGAGUCACACUCGACCCCAGUAAACUGCUAGCCAGCUGUCUACUCAGAGUAUAUAAUUAUUAAGGUAUUUGCUGUAGUUUGAAAUGAAUCGAUUUCGAGACACACUGACGCACAGAUUGGAUUUGAAGACACACAUAAGAAGACUAGGUUAUAUAUCCCAUAUAUAGCAGGCAGAUGGCCGGGAUCUAUACAAUUCCAAACCACUUGUGGUUAUUGCUACUACUUUUAAGGGUCAUCCAGGCUCCUAUCUGUAUGGAUAGCAAUUGCAGGGAAUCUGAUCGUUAUAAGCAUAAAGUACCCGAACGAUGUAAAUAUUUGCUAGAAGAAGUUCAGACAUUUGAUCGUAAAUGCGGUGGCACCUAUCCACUGAUGGCCUUUACGAAAUUUCGUGAUUCUUUCGUAAAGACUGGCGAACCAUUUGGUAUCUAUAUGCCAAAUACUUUAGAUCAUGUUAUGGUGCUAAUGAAGGAUUCGGCAUUACAGAAUUGUGCACACUUGCAGUUGGCCGAUUUAAAUACGUUCUUUUGUUUGGACGAUAAUAACAAUGAGACCAUCAAACUGGAUGUGGCUCAUAUGUAUUGCUUUCCAUUUCAUAUACAGCUGCCGGAUGAUUUGAUGCAGGAAUGCCUCAGGGAGAACGAUAUGGACAGGAGGCAUCUGGACGAAGUCCUACGCACCAGACGAGGCGUUAUCCAUUAUACUUUCGGUGAUAGUCGGGGCCAUCGUGCCAUUAUUUCUGGAUAUUUCUGGCCGCUCUUUCUGCUUCUACAGCUCUUUCAAGCUAUGCCAGCUCCUGCUCCUACUCCUGCUCAAAAACCAUGUUGAUGAUGAUGAGUCGUAAAUUUUUAUGCGAGCUGCCAUAAAGAUUGAUCGGUUAAGCCAAAGGGGUAGAGUAGUUUUAAACAAAAAAACAAAAAAUAAUAAAUCUAUAUAAAUUGCAAA